Molecule: messenger RNA, 857 nt
Organism: Pyrus x bretschneideri (Chinese white pear)
Lineage: Eukaryota; Viridiplantae; Streptophyta; Magnoliopsida; Rosales; Rosaceae
Product: NDR1/HIN1-like protein 1
Exons: 1
Coding region: 31-663 (210 amino acids)
Biological process (GO): defense response to other organism
Source: RefSeq, a predicted model, not a curated record
UCCUCUCCUCUCUCCGCCACAACAACCGCUAUGUCAUCGAAGGACUGCGGCCACCAUGGCCACAGCAAGUGGAAGAAGAGAAUCCGCCGCGGCUGCGCCGGCCUCCUAAUCUUCAACUUCAUCCUCCUCGUCACAAUUCUCAUCGUGUGGGCUAUCCUCCAGCCUUCCAAGCCCCGCUUCGUCCUCCAAGACGUCACUGUCUUCAACUUCAACACCUCCGUCCCCAACGUCUUCUCCUCCAGCUUCCAGGUCACCAUCUCCUCCCGAAACCCUAACGACAAGCUCGGCAUCUACUACGACAAGCUUGACGUCUACGCCACGUACCGUUCGCAGCAGAUCACGUUCUCGACGCUCAUCCCGCCGGUGUACCAAGGCCACAAGGACGUCAACAUCUGGUCGCCGUUUAUCUACGGCACCGAGGUCCCCAUCGCUCCGUACAACUCCAUCGCUCUCGGGCAGGACCAGAGUGCCGGGUCGGUUCUUUUGCUCAUCAAGAUAGACGGCCGGGUCAGGUUUAAGGUCGGCACCUUCAUAACCGGACGGUACCAUUUGUACGUCCGGUGCCCUGCUUUUAUCCCUCUGGGUUCCCAGACCACCGGAAUUGUGGUCGGUAAUAACGCCGUCAAGUACCAGCUGGUGCAGCGCUGCAGUGUGAGCGUAUGAAGAAAUUGGAGGCAAAAAUUGAUGUUGCCCUUAAUUGUUGGUCCAACGCCGUUAGUUGAGUUCCUUUUUCUCAUGUUUUUAUUUUAUUUUAGCUUUUUUUAAUUUCUGUCUUUUGUAUUUGGAUAAUUACAUAUAUACGUUGGGCUUGGAAUUGUACAUUUUGCUAUAGAAUAAGCAUGGAGGAUUUUAUGAAA